Molecule: messenger RNA, 1751 nt
Organism: Myotis daubentonii (Daubenton's bat)
Lineage: Eukaryota; Metazoa; Chordata; Mammalia; Chiroptera; Vespertilionidae
Gene: BDH2
Product: 3-hydroxybutyrate dehydrogenase 2
Biological process (GO): siderophore biosynthetic process
Cellular component (GO): cytoplasm
Molecular function (GO): 3-hydroxybutyrate dehydrogenase activity
Source: RefSeq, a predicted model, not a curated record
UGACUUGUUUCUGCACAAAGGUCUCAAGUUAAUUGCUGGCUGAGCAAUCAGGAGGACGCCAUCCAUUUGCUGCUCUAAAGUGUUGCUGCUGGCACAGGGCCGGACCCCAGUAACUGACCAAGACCCAGGUAACUGACCACUUGGCCAUCAGUACAUGAACUUGACUUUAGAUCCCACCACAGAUUCCAUUAUGGGUCGACUUGAUAAGAAAGUCAUCAUCCUGACAGCAGCUGCUCAGGGGAUCGGCCGGGCAGCCGCCAUUGCUUUUGCAAGAGAAGGUGCCAAAGUCAUAGCCACAGAUGUCAAUGAGUCCAAACUGCAGGAACUGGAAAAGUACCCAGGUAUUCAAACGCGGGUCCUUGAUGUCACAAAGAAGAAACAAAUUGAUCAGUUUGCCAAUGAAGUCGAGAGAGUUGAUGUGCUCUUUAAUGUUGCUGGUUUUGUGCAUCAUGGAACCAUCCUGGACUGUGAAGAGAAAGACUGGGACUUCUCAAUGAAUCUCAACGUCCGCAGCAUGUACCUGAUGAUCAAGGCAUUUCUUCCCAAAAUGCUUGCUCAGAAAUCUGGCAACAUUAUCAACAUGUCCUCUGUGGCUUCCAGCAUCAAAGGAGUUGUGAACAGAUGUGUGUACAGCACCACCAAGGCCGCUGUGAUUGGCCUCACGAAGGCGGUGGCUGCAGACUUCAUCCAGCAGGGUAUCAGGUGCAACUGUGUGUGUCCAGGAACGGUCGAUACCCCAUCUCUGCAAGAAAGAAUACAAGCCCGACCAAAUCCUGAAGAGGCACUGAGCGAUUUUCUGAAGAGACAGAAGACUGGAAGGUUUGCAACUGCAGAAGAAAUAGCCCUGCUGUGCGUGUAUUUGGCUUCCGAUGAAUCUGCCUACGUAACAGGUAACCCUGUCAUCAUCGAUGGAGGCUGGAGCCUGUGACUUCAGCCUGUGACUCUCUGGGAGGAGGCCCUACCUAUCCACUGUGAACCUGGUUCUGAAGAAUACUCACCCGUCAUGUCUUUCUUGUUAAUGGCACAGGAAUGAAAACAAGGCCUUCAAAAUGAUGUCAUUGUUCAUGAGUCUGGUUCUUUAAAUAUGUUAAUCGCUCUCUAAUCUCUUCUACAUUCAUUGUAGAUGACAUCAAAGAUAAUGAACUCACUGCAAAUGAGUAGUUUUAAAAAUAAACCUCAAUUUGUAAGCAUAUAAAGUAAAAUGUGAAUAUAAAGAAAAAAGGAAGGUUGUUUUUUUUUAAGAAAAGAUAUUCAUUUCUAUUUUACCUCUUCUCUAUUUCCCAAUAUUCAAAUAUUUUUGUACAGUUCUGCAUUGGUCUGUUUAUGGGUACUAAUUUUAAAAUCUUACGUCUUUAUAAAUGAAUACCAGAGGUAGUGUUAUUAUGAUGGGCAUGCACGCUUAGCGUCAUAUAGUGAAAUGCGUAUAGAUAUGUAACCUUUAACUGACGUAAAGAAAAUUUUGUAACUUGUUUGUACUCUAUGUAUCUUGAUGUCAAUCUGUACUUCGGGGACCCAGACACGCUCCAGCCAAGCGUUACACCUGUUUCUCAAAGAAUGGUUGUGGAAACACUCCAGCCAGGUGUGACCCUGUUUUCCUACUGAACUUUUACCCUGCCAGUUUAUGCUUUGUAGUCCUUGCCAAUAAAAAGCCUUGCGGGACCCUUGGUCUGCACUACAAGCUGCGAGGCUCCCAGAGGGGAGGGAUUCGCUGUAGUCAGCUGGCCAGCUUAAUAAAGGCUCUUAAAUUUAAA